GUUUAUAAAGACCAGUUUAUAAACUCCGGGAUGCCUCGUCCUUGGAAACAGGUAAUUAGAAGUCUCCUCCAGCGAGAAAUCCCAUCGAAGGAGAAAUGAAGACAGCGACUCCCGUUACAAUUAAGUCCACAGCACAAAGGAAUUCUCCAUAAAAGCAACAGUCUUCAUUUAAACAUAUUAAAAACCACAAUAAUGGCUUAUGCGUUUCGACCGACUGCUUCCCCACACAUGAGCAAUGAGUUCAUCACAGCCCAAAGACGUUUCUCAAUUUCAACGGCAGAGUUUUCCGAACGUUCAAGUUAUGGACCGAACCCACAUACUUAAAUGAGAUUAACCCGUGCAAAAGACUAGGUGUUAUUAAAAAUAAGACCUGGAUUUUUCAACCAUGGAUGGAUAUGCCUCUUUAAACAACACUACUUCAGGCCUUUGUUUCUUCAUUACACAGAACAAUAACACCACCACUUCCCACUUGCUCUCCACCAUCUUCUCCAUCCUUGGCCUCACCUCCAACUUCUUUGCUUUCUGCGUGCUCCUGGGAGCCUACCGGAGAACCCAAAGCCGCUCUCGCUCGUCCUUCCUCAUCUUCCUCUGCGGCCUGGUGGUCACGGAUUUUGCCGGUCUGCUGGUGACAAGCUCCAUUGUCCUCACUUACUAUUAUAGUAAAUUCAUCUGGAAAGAGGUGGAUCCCAACUGCAACCUUUGCAACUUCAUGGGCUUGUCCAUGGUCUUCUUUGGGCUUUGUCCGUUGCUGUUGGGAGCCACCAUGGCCAUUGAGCGCUUCAUGGGGAUUAACAGACCCUUCUCCAGAUCCUCCAACAUCUCCAAACGGCGGGCCUUGUGCACCGUGAUUUCUGUCCUGGCGUUUGCUUGCUUCAUCGGGAUCUUGCCCAUCAUGGGCUUGGGCCACUAUAGGCUGCAGUACCCAAUGUCCUGGUGUUUUUUCAGCAUCACGCCAGAGCCUAUGGACCAGGUGUUCUCCUUGAUCUUCUCCCUGGUGGGGCUGCUCUCCAUCAUCGUAUCCAUCCUCCUCAACACCGUCAGUGUGGUGACGCUCUUCAAGGUGUGCUGCGAUCGGGAGUGCAUGCAGCGCAGGAGGGACCACGAGGUGGAGAUGAUGGUCCAGCUGUUGGGCAUUAUGGUCAUCACUUCAGUCUGCUGGUGUCCGCUAUUGAUCUUCAUUGCCCAAGCAGUAGCGUCGAACGAGUCGACAGUUUCCAACCCGACAAUGUGGAAGAACCUUCUGCUCUACAUCCGGAUUGUCACCUGGAACCAGAUCCUCGACCCCUGGGUGUACAUCCUGUUUCGGAGAGCUGUCCUGAGGAGGGUGUACCCCAGUCUGGGAAGGACCCGGGCCUCCAUCAUGAGCAUGUACCCCAUGAUGACCACUUCGCUACGGAGAAAGCUGACACGUGUGGAGUCCAUGCAUCCCUGAGGGAGCAGGUCUCAAACAAAGCGCUAUGGACAAGAGUGACGGUGGUCUUACCAAAACGGGCCAAGAUAUUAAGACACGAGAAAACCGUCCCUCGCAACCACUUCUGAGAAUAUAUUCCAUCGAAUGAACAAUAACCACUGUGCAUCAGCACUAGCGCCCAGAACCUGUUGAAAUGAUACUGUGAAGAAACAUGCCGUGAAUGCAUAAGUAACACUGUGCUAGUGUAUUAUGGGUUACAGAACAGUAGAAAUGCAUUAGUUAACUGCAGUAACUCUGGAGGGGGAAUGCUGAACUACACGUGGGGGAAACCACUUGUGACAGCUUAAAGUACUCCAAGCAACUGCUUUAGUGGAUAGGAUAUUACCUCCACCAUAUGUGAGUUUGGAUACAUAAGGAUUGUAUCAAUCAAAGAUGUGAAAUUCCCUGAUGUACAGCGGUAAAGGGUUAGGCUAUUGCUUUGUUAGUUUUUACCUUCAAACUCACUGUCCCAACAUGCUCCAGCUGUCAACCAUGACAUAGUGCUACUUCUAUCCACAAGUCUUUUUACGGUAUUGUUCUUACCACUGCCUGUUUCAGAGUGUAUCAUGAAAUCAGUGGAUGAUCUUCACUUGCAUGUGUCACAACUGGGAAAGCAUUAUAAAUAUAAACUGUGUUAUAUUCUGUUUGCACACAGGCCGAUCCAUUCAAAGUUUGAAAAAGGCUGCAAAGGAAACAAAGUGUGCUGUGGACCAGAACAAUCAAAACUACACAGCCAUGUAACCGCAAUGGUAAAAACCUGCGGGGUGCACUUUUCAAAUGAAGAACAAGAAAAAUCCACCUGGGUCCUUAUUACUGCCUUGCUUCCAAACAGAGUUCUGUGUUGUAAAUACUCUUUGUGGAGACCCGGUGUCCUGACCUUUUCUUCUAGAUGAACAUCUGUUUCUGGUUUGGUGUGUUCUGCAUUCCUUAUAUACAAGGACUGUGCUGAUAUAUAUAUAUAUAUAUAUAUA
Molecule: messenger RNA, 2421 nt
Organism: Polyodon spathula (Mississippi paddlefish)
Lineage: Eukaryota; Metazoa; Chordata; Actinopteri; Acipenseriformes; Polyodontidae
Product: thromboxane A2 receptor-like
Exons: 5
Coding region: 386-1432 (348 amino acids)
Biological process (GO): positive regulation of vasoconstriction; inflammatory response; adenylate cyclase-activating G protein-coupled receptor signaling pathway
Cellular component (GO): plasma membrane
Molecular function (GO): thromboxane A2 receptor activity
Source: RefSeq, a predicted model, not a curated record